This is a messenger RNA of Maniola jurtina (meadow brown), 690 nucleotides long. RefSeq lists its product as uncharacterized. NCBI's taxonomy places the organism in Eukaryota, Metazoa, Arthropoda, Insecta, Lepidoptera, Nymphalidae. The coding region runs from base 212 to 640 and encodes 142 amino acids. The transcript is spliced from 4 exons. The record is from RefSeq and is a predicted model, not a curated record.
UAACAACAGACUAAUUUUCAAAUUUAUGGAAACCAUAAUUUAUGCUAUCUUUAUGUGGAAAUCAAUUAAAAUUCUAUUAAUUUACAACCAAUUUUUAUAUAAAAGCAGUAGUAAGAAACCUAUACAUAUUACAUACCUAAAGAAAAUUAAAUUGGUGCAUUGCACCGGUUUUCGACCGCUAUAAAACGCCAGAAACUCGAAGAGUAUCAAAAUGACCUUGUUAGACGAUUUACCACAUGUGACCUCGUUCUUUGGCGCUGAUCUAAAGACUGGGUCGAUGAUAGUUGCUGCUUUGGGUGUGUUACAUCCAAUGGCAUACGGUUGCACUGCCUUCAUUUCUCUCAGCUAUUUACUGGUCACUAUUUGGAUAUUGGUGGCACUUUUCUUUGCUGCGAGCGUUGUCUUAUUCUGUGGCAUAGUACAGAACGACGCACUGUUCUGCACCAUUUGGAUAUGGUACGCGCUGAUUUUUGUGGUGCUGAUGCUGAUGAUGAUGACGCUGCUCGCCAUCGUGUUCACCUCCCGCCAACAGAGGACUAGAGUCAUCUUCGUCAUACUCGGCAUAGUGUGGUACAUUCUAACAAUAUAUUUCAUUCUCGUAGUAAACAGUCAUCGGAAGGCAUUGAGUUACAAAAAGUAAUUUGAUUAACCAGGAUUCGGAUACAGGCAAAAAAUAAAAACUGAAGAAAA